AUGACUUUCGCCGUGGUCGCGGCUAUGAUCACCUUGGCCUGUACAGCUGCGCCGCCGCGCGAUUGCUUUAUGGGCACACCGCAGCAGUGCAAGAAUGCUCUCUUUGCCGACCAGUCCUGUCGAGGUCUCAACGUAACCACGCGAGAUGGCUGGAAGCGUAUGGAUUGCGACUACGUGCUGUACGACGUACGCGCUCCGACGCCAACGGACAAGUGGCUCAUCGUCCAUGCGGGCGGCUGCGACAGUUACACUGAAGAUGUCGGCGACUUUUUCUCUCAACAAAUGGACCUGAAUGUUUGGGGACUACGCCCUUGUGGUGGUUACGAUGAGAGCGCAUGCGCGAGAAACAGUGGCUACGACAUCUGCGCUGCCUUGCACGUCUCAUUCUUGUUCCCCUCGCUUGAUCAGGGUCCGGAUGUGAUCAGGCCAUACGGCAAUGGACUUAAUGCCCCAGCUCUGGUCGACAUCUACCACACGCCCAACACGACCAUGCUAUUCCUGCACCAGUACGGGUCAAGCAACACUAGCUAUAGCUGGUAUCCAGCCGACGGGUGCAACUCAGACACAAAACCUUUGUACAUGUGUGUCGCUGGUAUCGAGAAAGAUCACAGUACAUAUACCGCCAAGUUCGACGCGAUCAAGUCACUUCUCGAGGCAGUCAGCAAUACGCCGGAACUCCCUUGCAAACUAGAGGUCAUCGAUGCAAUGCCUUACAGUCAAAAUCAAACGGCAGAUAUGCCUUGCACUGGUAUUCUGCGUGGGUACAAUGACCCCUCAAGAGUGGGCGGCGAUGUUGGGCCUGGGACUGCAGUCAACUGGGCAUGGGAGAUGACCGGAGUUCAGCUAAAAGCCGUGAUGCUGGCAUCGGAAACUGAGCCGGAUGGUCAGUUGGUUCAGGCGUUUGAGAAGGCGAUCAGUGUAGCUUUGUGUCAAGACUUCGAUUCGGCAGAUGGGUGCAUCGAUCGCGACAAGUGA
Molecule: messenger RNA, 975 nt
Organism: Cyphellophora attinorum
Lineage: Eukaryota; Fungi; Ascomycota; Eurotiomycetes; Chaetothyriales; Cyphellophoraceae
Exons: 2
Coding region: 1-975 (324 amino acids)
Source: RefSeq, a predicted model, not a curated record